Molecule: messenger RNA, 840 nt
Organism: Emericellopsis atlantica
Lineage: Eukaryota; Fungi; Ascomycota; Sordariomycetes; Hypocreales; Bionectriaceae
Product: acetyltransferase
Exons: 1
Coding region: 102-617 (171 amino acids)
Molecular function (GO): N-acetyltransferase activity
Source: RefSeq, a predicted model, not a curated record
UGUGUUAGCCUUACAUCAAGCCACACGACACCAGCAAUCCUACCACUUGAGACUCGGACACGAUCCACCAAACACUAAUACGCGGCAUUCACUGUCCCAACAUGGCCAAGAACACAGCCUCCAUCACAUACAGAAGUCAUCGCCCCGGCGACAUUGGCUACAUCACGUACCGCCACGGCCUCAUCUACCUGCAAGACCGAGGCUGGGGGUUCGAGGUGGAGAAGCUCGUGGCUCGCCUAGCCGCCGAGUUCCUCGAAAACUAUGACCCAACAAUGGAACGCUGCUGGGUAGCCGAAAACAAAGAAGGGUAUCUGGGAUCGGUGAUGCUCAUCAAAGAUCAAGAGCAAGCCAACACAGCGAGAAUCCGUCUACUCUUGGUGGAACCCAAGGCGAGAGGACUGGGGCUCGGGAGAAGUCUGGUGGAGCAAGCAAUUGAGUUUGCGAGAUCCAAGGGGUACAGCCGUGUCGUACUAAACACACAGAGUGUCCUCAAGCCGGCACGAAAGCUCUACCACUCGUGCGGGUUCAGGUUGACGAAAGGGCUGGGCGAUGGGAGCUUCACGGCAGGGUCAGAGGGCGAGAUCUGGGAGAUGGCGUUGGAGGGGGAAUCUGUGUGAUUCACGUAGGCCUAGUGGUAUCGUGAAUUGAUUUGAAUUGACUUGAAUCGAAUUGAAGUGAAGAUAGACCUAACAACGCUUUGACGAAAGGAUGUUUGCGGACAUUGCGCAGAACGAGUACGUCUUUGCGAGAUGGUGCCGAUUCAUGCCAAUGGAGGUGAACUAAAGGAUCACAGUCAGGUUCGCUUCUAGCUUGCCUGGAAAGCAUGCGGCCCCGUGAGUA